AUGAGAGUCAGUAUUUUAAAAUUUGUUCUUUUUUCAAUUUUUAUUUGUUUUUUUGAAUAUGUCAAAAAUGAAUUAUACCUUGUAAAUGAGAGAAACAUAUAUCAUGAAAGGAAUAUAACAAAUUUUAGAAAUAAUAGGAUAUUAGCAGAUGCAGACAAUCAAUUCGACUUAAAUGAAUUUUAUCAAUCAACUUUGAGUCUUGCAAAUCAAUUUAAUGACGACAAUGAUGAUGACGAAGAAAUAAAAUAUCUUCAAAAUAUUAUAGAUUCACAUGUAAAGAAGCAUAAAGAAAAUAAUACAUUACCCGAUUUAAAUAGUUUAGAUAAAAAAACUAAAAAGUUAAUUGAUGAACUUCAAAAAGAAAUAGAAGAAACAAAAAAAGAGCUUGAUAAUAUAAGGAAUAAUAAAUUAGCAAUAGAACCGAUACAAAAUAAUCCUGUAUCAGAAGAAGAAGAAGAAGAAGAAGACUUUAAACAAUUGAAAAAUGAAAGAAAUAUCGUGGGGAAUGAGCAUUAUGAGGUCGAUCCAAAAAUCGAAGAUGAAUCAAAAACUAAGCGAGAGUUAACAAAAUUGACCAAAAAAUUAAUGGUGAGGGGGGUGGUGUUGACGCUGCUUGUUUUGUCGUUAUUGGUACCCGGGUUGAUUUAUUUUGUAUUUGUUAUUAUGAAUGUAAUUCUUUCAAUUGGAAUACUUAUUGAAUGUUGUAAAUAUGUUAAAUUAUGUUUUAAAGAAUAUAAAUCAUACAAAAAAAAAAAAAAAUCAAGAUAG
This is a messenger RNA of Plasmodium yoelii, 768 nucleotides long. RefSeq names its product fam-b protein. The record is from RefSeq and is a predicted model, not a curated record. NCBI's taxonomy places the organism in Eukaryota, Apicomplexa, Aconoidasida, Haemosporida, Plasmodiidae. The transcript has 2 exons. The coding region runs from base 1 to 768 and encodes 255 amino acids.